UACAAGCUUGACACCAAGCGCUUCAUCUUCUGGCUCAUUGACACUGCGAAGAAGCGGGACUACGACAUCGCUGAUCCAGCCGAAACCCAGCAACCCUCGAGACGGCUGAAAGGCCAAGCGAGGAAGCAAGCAAAGCAAGUGACCAACCGAGCGACCGCGUCGAAGACCAAUUAUGUUAUCUCGACGGAAAAGAUCCUCGACUUGGCGAAACAUAUCGCAGACCAUGAGGAGACCUCGACAAUGCCUAAGUUUGUUUGGUACUCCUACAAGCGGGCUGUGAGAACGCGCCAGGCCUACGCCGACCGCUAUGCCCAGGAAGAACUGUCGGAGACGGCUUCGGACGAUGGCCACAUCUACUUCUUGUGGCUGUUGAAACACUGCCACACGAUCCUAAAGAAGAAGAUCGCAGUGCAGGCGGUCAGCCGACCGGAGAUUGCAGCGCCUGCGCAACUUCGAUUUAACAUCGCGACUGAACCGACAUCAGCGCCAUCUCUCCUUCCAGUACCUGGAUCCGCACCGCAGGCUUUUGGUGAUAGUCAGGAGACCGUACCUGAAGAAAUCACGGCUGCUGAGGCCGAGCGAGAAGCAAAAGGUCACAAGCUGGAUGAGCUGGCUCGGAAAUUCGAGCUCGACAUGAAGGUGAAACAAGACGCGGAGGCUGCACUCGAAACGGAGAGGAAAGCCAAAGAAGAGAUCGCUUUGAGGAAGUCUUGUCUGGCAGACGAUAUGCGCAUCAUCGUCGAGCAGCUGGAGUCCGACUGGAGCGACACUCACAAGGCCGCUAGCAAUGAAGAUUACUUGGACGAGACCCGAGCCACUCUCAUGACGGAAGCUGCGUUCCACCUUAUACGCCACAAGGAAGAGGCCUUGGCGAAAGAAGCUCAUGAGCAAGGCCUGCCGCCAUUUGAUCCCUCUCUCGAUGAUGAUGACUUCUUCGGCAAGACCUCAAAAGCGCUCAGAAAGAUCGAGGCGGAGCGACGUUCUCAACCAGGAGAGUAUUUGUUCUUCGCAUCGCGGUCGAUCAUCCAAGAUGAUGUUGCGAACCGACACACGAAUGAGGACUACGACUUCCUUGUACACUACUUGUUUGAAGCAGCACUGGAACCAGUAAGUCUUCCUCGGUCCACCAAAAGUCUGUUCCAUAUCCCCACUGAUUACUGA
Messenger RNA from Alternaria infectoria, 1161 nucleotides. RefSeq lists its product as uncharacterized. The record is from RefSeq and is a predicted model, not a curated record. Lineage: Eukaryota; Fungi; Ascomycota; Dothideomycetes; Pleosporales; Pleosporaceae. The annotation marks the transcript as partial. The transcript has a single exon.